UUACGCAACAACGAUAGUCGUGACGUCACGCUCCAGUCGGAAGUUCCAGCGCAGCAGCAGUGAACGCCGAGUUUAACCCGCUUUAGUGUAAACAGCCAGAACAUGGACGACGACGUGUUAACGACUUUGAAGAUUUUAAUUAUCGGUGAGAGUGGUGUGGGUAAAUCAAGUUUGCUCCUGCGCUUCACAGAUGACACAUUUGACCCAGAAUUAGCUGCGACCAUUGGUGUGGACUUUAAAGUGAAAACUAUUGCAAUAGAUGGCAACAGAGCAAAGCUGGCCAUAUGGGACACGGCCGGUCAGGAGAGGUUCAGAACUCUAACACCAAGCUACUACAGAGGAGCCCAGGGUGUCAUUUUGGUAUAUGAUGUUACAAAGCGGGACACAUUCACAAAGCUGGAGAACUGGCUUAAUGAGCUGGAGACAUACUGUACACGCAAUGACCUGGUUAAAAUGCUAGUUGGGAACAAAAUUGACAAGGACAACCGUGAAGUAGACCGGAACGAAGGCUUGAAGUUUGCACGAAAACACUCUAUGCUUUUUAUUGAGGCUAGCGCAAAGACGCGGGAUGGAGUUCAGUGUGCCUUUGAAGAACUGGUUGAAAAGAUCCUGCAGACGCCGGGGCUCUGGGAGAGCAGCAUCCAGAACCACGGUGUCCAGCUGUCCGAUCAUGAACAGCAGCGUCAGGGUGCCUGUGGGGGUUACUGCUCCCUGGUUUAACAUCCUCACCUCGAACCAAGAACCACAAACUGAGAUGGAAAGCACCGUUUUCUUCCUUCUGUAUGAGAGCUUCCUCUGAGGGAGAAUGGUCUGCUCCCUUAGAGCUGGUCAAAGGGACCUUUGCAGUUUGCACACACUCUCUGUCACUCAAUGUUGUUUUAUUCUGUCCCAGGAUUCUGUCAUGUUAUUCUCGAUUAAUGUAUCACAGUGCUACAUUACCUGUAGCCAAUGUAAACCGUUAUUAUGCAAAAUAAGUCCUUUUGAAGAUAACACUGAGCAUGUUGAAAUAUGCCAGAUAUAAUGCUCUCUCCCCCACCCCCAGCAGAACGGCAGAGUUGACACGCUUCCCCCUCAAUGGGAGCGCCGCCUUUGACCUGAUGUGUGUAGGCCAAUAGGAUUCUAGGAGGGGAGGGGCCGAGGAUCGGCAGGAUCAACAUGGAUGUUAUCAAAUGUCCUUUGUACCUGUAUUACAUUUGAUCUGCUUAACACAUUCUCUGCUGCUCUCAUUUUAAUCUCCAGCUUUUUAUUUCAAUUUCAUAUUCCCAUGUUAUUUGUAUAAUAUUUGGCCUUGGAGACAUAUUGCUUCGCAUGAUUCUACCAUCUUGAAGAGUUUGAAUUAUUUUGUAAAUAAUACGUCUUCAUUAGCUGUUCUGAAUCAUAAUUCACAGUAAUCUAUGCUCUCAUGCGUUGAGAUACAUUAAGCAUGUUUAAAUAAUGUAAUCUAUGAUGACUUUUGUCUGAAUAACACAUGAGAUGAUCCAUUUUACUCCACUGUGUUUUAAUCUUUGACUCAAUUUUUGUUUUCUAUUUAAAUGUGAAUGGAUACCAAAAAUAACUUCUAUAUUCAAGGUCAUUCAUCACGAAGCCAUCUUCUGACUUGAUAUUGAUUCUUUUCUCACAGUGACUUGAAAUGGAAGAUUUGGUCAUGCCUUAAUAUGUAUUAGAUCUGCAUGUGAAACAUGAUCUUCACUACAGGCUUUCACUGUGAAUCUGGAGAGAGAGAGAGAGUGUGUGUGUUAUUGUAGCCAGUCAAAAUGGCCAAUGGUACAUGGGUAAAGUGGUCAUUUAAUUUAAUUAUAUACACAUCUUGGUCAUAAGGUAUGAGUAUUAAUAUGUUUGACUUAUUCCUGUGUGUUUGUUCUGCUGCUGAGAGACUUAUUCAGUCAGGAAGAAUGGCUUAUGACUUCCUGUAGCCGCAAAACCAUACACUAACCAACACCCUAAUUAGGAUUUCUUACCAUUUAUGGGUAUUAAAUUCACAUACAGCAGUUCUGUUUCCAUAAAUUCUUCAUUCUCAGUUUUGUAGAUGCUUUCUUUCAUUUUGGCUGUUGUCCUUCAACAGCGAUGUUCUAGUCUAUGCCAUUUUCCGCGAUGGAUUGGAAAAUUAGGAGAAAUUAUAUCUUACCUUUUUGCAUUAAAAUGUCUAACUUGCAAAAGUGUUUAUACCCUGAACUGCCACAGCAUAGUGUCUUGUUAAAGUCUGUGUGAAUGUCUGUUUAAAAUGAUAUAUUAAGUAUUAGUAUGUAAAUUGUAGUAAAUUAACUCCAGAUGGGCAUGUAGAUGGUCUGAAGAUCACAGAGGCAGGAAAUUGAUACCUAUAGCUCCAUAUUGUCUGAACAGGCCAUAUAUUGUGAAACAUUUCUAUAAUGUGCUCUACAUACACAGACUCUGGAAUAUACAAUGAACAUGCUAAUCACAACAAAUGUCAUGCAUUUUCAAACUGAAGUGGCACCUCGGGUCAUGUAAUGAAACCGUAGGCCUAACAGACAUAAUUCUCUCAUUUCA
Sinocyclocheilus grahami is the source of this 2505-nucleotide messenger RNA. RefSeq names its product RAB18B, member RAS oncogene family (gene rab18b). Bases 103 to 720 code for a protein of 205 amino acids. Gene Ontology annotation, molecular function: GTP binding; GTPase activity. NCBI's taxonomy places the organism in Eukaryota, Metazoa, Chordata, Actinopteri, Cypriniformes, Cyprinidae. The record is from RefSeq and is a predicted model, not a curated record. The transcript has 7 exons.